Sphaeramia orbicularis (orbiculate cardinalfish) is the source of this 3143-nucleotide messenger RNA. RefSeq names its product PRELI domain containing protein 3B-like. Lineage: Eukaryota; Metazoa; Chordata; Actinopteri; Kurtiformes; Apogonidae. Gene Ontology annotation, cellular component: mitochondrial intermembrane space. Bases 102 to 683 code for a protein of 193 amino acids. The record is from RefSeq and is a predicted model, not a curated record. The transcript is spliced from 6 exons.
GCGGCUCAGUUGAAGGCUUCCUGCCUCCGUCCCUCCUUCCUCCUUCGGUCACGCUGUCAUUAGUCGCCGGCUCCCGAGCUCUGGCAGAAAAUCCCGUUAAAAUGAAGAUCUGGGCGUCAGAGCACAUUUUCAACCACCCAUGGGAGACGGUGACCAAGGCAGCGAUGCAGAAGUACCCCAACCCUAUGAACCCCAGUGUGUUUGGUGUGGAUGUCCUGGACAGAAGUGUGGACACAAAUGGCCGUUUACACAGCACCAGACUGCUCAGCACAGAGUGGGGACUGCCUGCAAUAGCCAAGUCUAUCAUCGGGGUAACAAGAACGUGCACAUAUGUCCAAGAGCACUCAGUAGUCGACCCUAAAGAGAAGACCUUUGAACUUAAAUCUACAAAUAUCUCCUUCACUAACCUUGUGUCCGUAGAUGAGAAACUGACCUACAAACCACAUCCACAGGAUCCUGAAAAGACGGUGCUGACACAGGAGGCUCUGAUCAGUGUGAAAGGCGUCAGUCUGAGCAGUUACCUUGAAGGUCUCAUGGCCAAAACCAUCUCAGCCAACGCUGGAAAGGGUCGGGAGGCAAUGGAGUGGGUCAUCAGACGACUAAACACAGAAAUCGAGGAGUUGGCGGCGACGGCUCGUGGUACAAUGCGUGUUCCCAUGGCAGCAGCCGUCGCAGACAAAUGAUCUUGGCCUUGACAUCAUGAACCAAUGGACCUCUCAGACUUUUUCCCCUCAAAGGGGAGCUGUCACCUCAUCUGCCAGCACAGCCUAAACACCACAACCCCAUCGUCUACGUAUGUUUGCGUGUCUGUCACAGGACUUCGCCUCUUGUCGAGCUGAUGACUGUUAAAGAACAAACAGGGUUGAAUUGGACUGCACUUGAAGCUCAUGGGACUUUGUCUUGUGAUAUUAAAAAGCUCUUUUUAAAAAAUCCACACUGUGCCUCCACACUAUCAUCAACGUCCCCCUGUUCGUCCUUUCUCUUCUCCAUCUUAAACUUUUCAUGUCUUUUUAAUAUUCCUUGUUACUCUUAAUCCAUCAUGGGAAAUAACUGACACUGAGAAGCCGAAAUCAAGUCACUUUUUAGGAACCUUGUGGACUGACUGAACAGAAGGUACAACAACAUCUAAAAUAAUCUUCUCUCUGACUUAUAGUCACAAAACUUGACACUGAAAAUCUUGAAGAAAUGGAGAAACUGUUGAGCUGAAUGCUUUUUAAUAUCCACGAAUCCAAGAAUAUCCAAGAAUAUUCGAGAAUUGAUGACAUUCUUGUGCCUCAAACACAUUCUAUACAUGAAAUCACCUGCCAUUACAAAAAUGUCAUAAUUAAAAUUAAGUUUUUUUUAAUUAAUUAAUUAAUUAAUUAAUUCAGGGUUAGUUUUUUGGAAUUUGUGUGGUCCAUAGUCAGUCUAUCGCCCACAGUAGAUGGAUAAACUGCCACUGGAAAUGUCAAAGUACAGUAUGAAUACACCAAGUCAUCCUGUUUGUAGUUACAACUUUUAACAGAAUGGAAGUAUGAGUAGGACAGCCACCAAUGGAAACCAGCUAUAUUCUUUAUUAAUCCAGUUUUGUAUGAGUGUGUUGGUAGUAAACGUCGAUAUAACUCAGAAGAUAAAGAAAAACAGGGUUCUAGGUGAACAGUGAGGAUGCUAAAACUCUAAACUCAUGUAAAUCAGCUCCUCUGCACGUGCCAUGUUUGUUUUAGGUUUUAGCAAAUUACUGUUGCUGCCAUCAAAUGUAAAUCUAUCAAGGGACCAAAUCAGUCCACAGCACAGGAGCAGAAGGAGGUGCUGAUAAAGACCAGUCUGGGCUGUUUAUGGGGGUUUAGUCUCUAAAUGUGGUCUCUUUGGACUUAGACAUCACACCUCAUGCAGAUGCUGGUUCUUCUGCUGACAACGUUGGGGUCAAGUGAGGUCAAUCUGGUUUAGGUUCUGGUGAAAAGUGACUGGAUUUCUCUUAACCCUACAUUAGUGUUUCCACUAACUCUGAUAAGAUGCUGUAUCGUCUUGUGUUACAGUAUGAGAAUGUGUAUACUUGAAUGUUUAACUUAUUUUUAGUGUGCGUGCUAAAUGUACUUACAUAUACAUAAAGAUAAGAAAGGAACAUAGUGAAACGGCAGAAACAAGGUCUUUUUUGUGAAUGCUCAUCAUUGUAAUGGUAAUAGCUGUUGAGGAUUGCAAAAUAUUUUGAAUGGAAGUUGAGAACUAACCCAAGUUUGCACUUACCUGAAGAUAAUUCUGUGUGAGAAGUUUGUUUUCUUGUGACGAUCUUCGUUUUUAGACAACUAAAAAAUACUUUCUUGAGGUAACAAGAUAUAUUAGCAUGAGAAAAUGAUUGAAGUGAAUGUUGUCCCUAAUAGAAAGUCACCAUCAUAAGAGAAAACAGGCUUUUGUUCUGAUUCCUUGAGCUAACACUAUGAAUUAACCUGUUAUCGUGACAAAAAAAAUCUUCGUUUCUCAACUGAGCGAAAUGUUUGAUGCCAAAAUAAGACCUGUAACAAAUAACAAAAAUCUGUUUUCAUGUACUGUGAGUUUGAAACCAAUCAUGUUUGGUCGGGUUUUUUUUCCAUACAGUAUAAAGAUGGUUUUAUUUAUGUUUAUUUAAAUGACUGAGGCUGUUAAAUAACUCUCAAAGCUCUAACCUUCUGGUGUUUGUGAGUAGCAGUGCUUUUGUUUCCAUUUCUUUUUCCAUUUUCCCAGGUGCUUCAUUCUAGUCCACUUUGCCUUCUUCCGCAUUAAUGUAGGUCACAGAGCCACAACAAUCACUCUUUAAGUGUUGUUGUUUCUUCCCUUUUCAUCCCCUCAUCUCUGGACAAAUGCUUUAAUACUGAAGGGGUUUGUGAUACAGUUAAAGUGUUUCCUCAUAGAGCUCAUCACACAGCUUCCAGAUGUUUCAGUGUUAAAUUGAGGCUUCGUUUUGUAGGAUUGUUCAGGAUUGAAGUGUUGAUCCAGUUCAGGAUGUUUCUGUUUAAUGUUCAGUGAAUGAAGUGUGAUGUUUUUCUAUGGGGAACACGUGAACAACAGUGGCUGUAAAUAGGCUUGUAUUUAUAUUUGGUGGUGUUACAUUCCAAGAAUGUAAAAACGUAACAGAAUCUAGAGUGCACUCUGAAAUGUUUCCAAAUAAAGAGAUGUCAUUGUUUCAUGAA